GCCCAUGACCCAUGAGCCACCUUCCAUUCUUACAAAAAGCGCUCCUGUCAUCUUUGCUACCACCUUUGCCGGGAUAUCCAAGCCAUGGGGUAAUACUGUUACCACUGUUGGGAAUGUAGACCAAGCUUCUAUCAUGCUCAUUGCUGGCGACAAGGAUGACACCCCAUGGCUUCUUCUGAAGUCCCAACAUGUUGUCAUCGUGCAACAGCUCAACGUCCCGGCCGACCCGGUCACUCUUCGACCGAUUUUGGGCCAUGCAGUCGCUCGUCAAGGCUCGGUGGUACACUACGAGCGCCAGAACAGAACUUUCCUCAUUCACUUUCGUGACGAGGCGCUGUUUUGGUCUUUCCUUUAUCAUACAACUGCACACUCCAACUCUUCAUUGUUCACAACUGGAAUGAAAACCAGCACACUUGCCCGUCUUUGGAUGACCUUCAACAUCCCCUACGAUUAUCCUGGAUCCCUCAGCAUCGCCAAAUCACCCGAAGUCUCGGAUGUCUUUCAUGCACCCAUUCGCCUCGCUGUUGACUCGCUAUCCGUUACAGUCACAGGCUGCAUCCUAGAGGCGAUCCCUGACGUCUGUGAGCACGAAGGAAUCGAACUUUUUGGAGGGGUCUGGCAUGUACUAUAGUACUUAUCUAUAAUCUAGUGGAAUGUGGUACAUAAAAAUUCGCAUAUUCUAUAUAUCUGCAUGGAUUUUUUGCCAGAUUGGGCGAUCACCCUCAAACGGUGACACAGCAGGCCGUAGGCCCAUUCCCAUCAAAAACACAAAGACUAAUGCGGUGGAGAGUAGCGACAAAGGCAUUAGGAUUGGGUG
Messenger RNA from Serpula lacrymans var. lacrymans S7.9, 817 nucleotides. RefSeq lists its product as uncharacterized. The transcript is spliced from 4 exons. NCBI's taxonomy places the organism in Eukaryota, Fungi, Basidiomycota, Agaricomycetes, Boletales, Serpulaceae. The record is from RefSeq and is a predicted model, not a curated record. Bases 5 to 631 code for a protein of 208 amino acids.